Molecule: messenger RNA, 2850 nt
Organism: Peromyscus californicus insignis
Lineage: Eukaryota; Metazoa; Chordata; Mammalia; Rodentia; Cricetidae
Gene: Slc18b1
Product: solute carrier family 18 member B1
Exons: 14
Coding region: 694-1926 (410 amino acids)
Biological process (GO): transmembrane transport
Molecular function (GO): transmembrane transporter activity
Source: RefSeq, a predicted model, not a curated record
GACCAUGCUGGCCUCGAACUCACAGGGAUCCGCCUGGCUCUACCUCCCAAGUGCUGGAAUUAAAGGUGUGCACCACCACCACCGGGCUCCUUUUCCUUCUUGCAAGCCUUUUUCUGCAGGUGUUACACAGUUUUGUUCACUUCCGUUUCUUUAGUGUCUGUCCUUCAGCGAUCACACACACUGCCAUUUCCACCCUUUAGGCACGAGCCUAGGUUUCUCUAAAGAGCACAAGAUCUGAUGUUCUCCUUUAUAUUCGGAACCCAGCAGCUGAGUCAGCGAUCGGCACGGGCGGGGACCCCAGCUCCGCCCCUGCCCGCCCUCGCGCCCUUGGGUCCCCGGCUCCCGGGAUCUGGAAGGAUUUCACGCAGCCGGCGUGGAUCUCCUCCUCUGGACCGGGAAUGUGGAGUCCAGGCCCCGUAGAGCGUCCGCUGUCUGCGCAUCCAGUCCGCGGCGGUUGAACCCCGAGUCUCCGGCGAACCGAAGCAGCGGCUCAUGGACACAGCGGAGUCCCGGGCUCCUGCGGGGACAGGAGGUGACUGUGAUCCGCGCAGUCGCGCGCUGCCGCUCGCUUCUGGCCUGUCUCUUUAACUAGGAUCCAAUGGCUCUGGAGGAAGUCCAGGAGAGACAUCGAGGAGACUUUCAAGAGAACAGCUUUGUGUACUGGUGUCGGCAGCUUCCUUAAACUUGGGUUGCAUGAUGGCCUAUUCCAUCCUUGGACCGUUUUUCCCCAAGGAGGCAGAAAAGAAGGGGGCCAGCAACACCAUGAUUGGGAUGAUCUUCGGAUGCUAUGCUUUAUUUGAGUUGCUGGCAUCUUUAGUGUUUGGAAAAUACCUUGUACAAAUUGGAGCCAAAUUCAUGUUUAUAGCAGGAAUGUUUAUCUCAGGAGGAGUUACAAUUCUCUUUGGUGUCUUGGACCAACUUCCAGACGGACCCAUAUUUAUUGUCAUGUGUUUUCUGAUGAGAAUAGUAGAUGCCAUAGGCUUUGGUGCAGCGAUAACAGCAUCGUCUUCUAUCCUCGCAAAGGCCUUCCCAAAUAAUGUGGCUACUGUGUUGGGAAGCCUUGAGGUUUUUUCUGGACUGGGGCUGAUGGUAGGUCCCCCUUUAGGUGGCUUUUUGUAUCAGUCCUUUGGCUAUGAGGUGCCUUUUAUUCUUCUGGGGUGCAUAGUUCUACUGAUGAUACCACUCAACCUAUGUAUUUUGCCCAGUUAUGAGUCGGAUCCAGGUGAACACUCCUUCUGGAAACUUGUCUCAUUACCCAAGGUCGGUCUCAUAGCCUUCGUCAUCAUCUCCCUCAGCUCUUGCUUCGGCUUCCUCGAGCCAAUCCUCUCUCUCUUCAUCUUGGAGAAGUUCAAUUUGCCAGCUGGAUACGUGGGACUGGUCUUCCUGGGUCUAGCUCUGUCCUACACCAUUUCAUCACCACUGUUCGGUCUCCUCUGUGAUAGGAUGCCUAAUCUCAGGAAAUGGUUUCUGAUUUUUGGAAACUUAAUCACAGCUGGGUGCUACAUGCUCUUAGGACCUGUCCCCAUUUUGCACAUUAAAAGUCAGCUCUGGCUCAUGGUGCCGGUGUUAGUGGUCAAUGGCAUCUCUGCUGGAAUGAGUAUCAUCCCAACUUUCCCGGAGACCCUUAGUUGUGCAUAUGAAAAUGGGUUUGAAGAGGGAAUAAGUACGCUGGGACUCGUAUCUGGUCUUACUGGCGCCAUGUGGUCAGUUGGUGCUUUCAUGGGACCAAUGCUGGGCGGAUUUCUGUAUGAGAAAAUUGGUUUCGAGUGGGCAGCAGCUAUACAAGGUCUAUGGGCUCUGAUAAGUGGACUUGCGAUGGGCUUAUUUUAUCUCUGGGAGCACUCAAAGGCGAGAAGAAGAUCUAAAACUCAGAACAUCAUUGACACAGAGGAGGAAGAAGCUGGGCUCUUGCCCAAUGAAACCUAAGCUCGCAAGCUCUGGACUGAUGCAGACUGGGAGACAGGUGCCUCGAGCUAAGACAGCAGCUGCUGGAGGAGCUUUCUGGGUGCCAGGCAGAAGUCCUUGCUUCCUGGACUCGAACCCUGGAAGUGUCAAGCUGCUUUUAGACGACCCUGCCCCGGGCUGCGCUUACUGUAGUUUGGAACAUCUAUGAGAAAGGGAAAACCAGCAGAAGCUGGUGUUUCUAAAUGACCCGCCUUGUCCCUCAGGGUGCUGUUAUUGACUCUCUUUGGCUUUCUUAUUCUUGCAUUCGUUUUUCAUUCUAAGUUCUUCAGUUCUACAGAUGCACUUCUUAAAAUUAAUAUGUGAAGAAAUGAAACUACUUAAUAUACCUUGAACAUAUACAACAGAAUGUAUAAUUUUAUGAAAUCAGUUUUGAAAGACGUGCUUUCUCUGCACUGAGAUUUUUAUAUCCAUUAAAAAGGCAAAAUUCCUGCCUGCCACAUAAAAACUCUAGAGCAUUCUUUGGCUCUCAGGUUUUCUAAAAACAUUUCUGUGCAAGGCACACACAUACAAAAAAUAAUGAUACAUGCAGUUUCUAUUUUGUGACAUUUUUAGUUAUGAUUUGUAUUUAUAAAUAUUAUAUGCCAUACCAUUAUUCGUUUCCAAUCUCAGUAUCUCUUGUUUUAGUCCCACAGUUUGUUUGUUUAUUGGGUUUACUACUUUUCAUACUCUUGGAAGUAUGUUCCAUCACUAGGCGGGGCAGGCCCCCUACCUCCCCAAAGCCAACGAUGAGUGUGUGCUGCACGUUGGAGGGAUUCUCCCUCUAGCUUCAUGUAAAAUCCUUGCUAUUACUUGAAGUGAGAAUGUCAACUUUAUACCUCCUGAUUCAUUUUCUUAUUUGUAGUAGUUACAUUUCUUUUUUAAUAGAAUAAAAGAUUUUUGUCUAUC